UUGCCAUUCGCCCUCGGACGGCUGGACGAUUUGAUCACGCGUUUUGACGGAAGUUGGAUUUUUCUGGAUACUGGUGAAAUCUGACAUAAGACGAUUCAGUGGUGAAUGACAAUCAGCUGUAAUGUUAUGUUGUCAUUACUUAAUUCGAUUCAUCGUUAUCACACGUCUGUUCUACCUAACCUAAAAUAAUGGUUCGCUUUAAAAACAGAUAUGUCACCAUCCAGGUAAACGAUAUCGACGAGCCAGAUAAGCCCUUGGCUAUAAAAUCGAUUGGGCUUCAUAAUGCAAUACAGCGAAAGGUUUUGCAGUUACAUGGAGAUUUUGGAGUAUCGGCUAUAAAAUCUGGUUUCAACGCUAAUUAUUUCAAUAUGCACACGAGAAUUGCUCUGAUAAAAUCCAGACAUGGACCGCAUAGAUUUGUCGUCGACGCCAUCAGAGCUGUAAAGAUAAUCGAUGGGCGACGGGUCAAUCUUGAUAUUCUGUACAUCGGUGCUACGUUGAAACAUUGUUUCAAUUGUAUCCAAAAAUAUCAACGUCAUCAAUUAGAGAAAGUCUGGUACACCCUUCGAAGCGACACUGAAAGAAAGAAUAUGGAAAAUGCGCUAACAACGAUGAGUGAAGCCAUGAAAAAUUUCAAAUAAACAUUAGCAGUUCACACCGCGUCAUACCGCAGGGGUUGCAUCGGGGCGGUGCAUGAUGCAUUCGCCUGCUGCUGAUGGUAAAAAAGGGGAUUAAAGUUGAGAGGGCAACCGAGAGAUGUCGUUUCAUUUCUGAAUCGGGCGUCGUUGGCUC
Messenger RNA from Athalia rosae (coleseed sawfly), 792 nucleotides. RefSeq lists its product as uncharacterized. The coding region runs from base 189 to 641 and encodes 150 amino acids. Gene Ontology annotation, molecular function: ribonuclease P RNA binding. Gene Ontology annotation, biological process: tRNA 5'-leader removal. The transcript has 5 exons. The record is from RefSeq and is a predicted model, not a curated record. NCBI's taxonomy places the organism in Eukaryota, Metazoa, Arthropoda, Insecta, Hymenoptera, Athaliidae. Gene Ontology annotation, cellular component: ribonuclease P complex.